Mangifera indica (mango) is the source of this 908-nucleotide messenger RNA. RefSeq names its product flavonol synthase/flavanone 3-hydroxylase-like. The record is from RefSeq and is a predicted model, not a curated record. Gene Ontology annotation, molecular function: flavonol synthase activity. Gene Ontology annotation, biological process: response to light stimulus. Bases 33 to 791 code for a protein of 252 amino acids. The transcript has 3 exons. Lineage: Eukaryota; Viridiplantae; Streptophyta; Magnoliopsida; Sapindales; Anacardiaceae.
AGUAGAAGACUAUUACUCACUACCACCUAAAAAUGGAGUUACAAAGAGUCCAAGCAAUUGCCUCCUUAUCUUUUUCAAAAGAUAGCAUUCCUUCUGAGUUCAUUAGACCUGAGAAAGAGCAGCCUGCAAUCACUACAUAUAAUGGGCCAGUGCCUGAAAUCCCCACCAUUGAUCUCAACGAUCCCUGCGAAGAGAACCUGGUCCAUUUAGUGGCCGAAGCUAGCCGAGAAACCAAAAGAUUAUUUUGCAGGGAGGUGAACGAGGAGUAUGCAAAAUACAUAAAAGAGGUGGUGGAUAAGUUGUUUAAAACUCUUUCACUAGGGUUAGGUAUUGAAGGUCAUGUGUUAAAAGAAGCAUCUGGCGGUGAAGAUAUUGAAUUUUUGCUUAAAAUAAAUUACUACCCACCAUGUCCUCGUCCCGAUCUUGCUCUUGGUGUUGUCCCUCACACCGAUCUUUCCACCGUCACCAUUCUUGUUCCUAAUGAAGUCCCUGGACUCCAGGUCUUCAAGGAUGACCGCUGGAUCGAUGCCAAGUACAUCCCCAAUGCUCUUAUUGUUCACAUCGGUGAUCAGAUUGAGAUUCUUAGCAAUGGAAAAUACAAGGCAGUGCUACACAGAACAACAGUGAACAAGGAGAAGACAAGGAUGUCAUGGCCAGUAUUUUUAGAGCCACCAGGAGAGUUUGUAAUUGCUCCACUUCCUCAACUUGUUGGAGAAGACGAUCCACCUAAAUAUAAGGCCAAGAAAUUUAAGGAUUAUAUUUAUUGCAAACUUAAUAAAAUUCCCCAGUAGUUUAUUUUUCUUAAUUAAUUAAGUUCAUCAAUAAGCCACAUAUUUAUUAUGUGCCUAGUAGCUAUGUCGUGUAUUAUGAUAUUCAAUUAAUUAUUAGUGUAUUAUGUUUCCGCUCAA